This is a messenger RNA of Lotus japonicus, 544 nucleotides long. RefSeq lists its product as uncharacterized. Bases 89 to 463 code for a protein of 124 amino acids. The transcript has a single exon. Lineage: Eukaryota; Viridiplantae; Streptophyta; Magnoliopsida; Fabales; Fabaceae. The record is from RefSeq and is a predicted model, not a curated record.
AGAGGUUGUUCCCCAUGUUAUAUCUGAGCCAGACACCUCUGUCAAUUUGGGCAUCGAGGCAGUGUUCACACCUUACAAUCUAACACUUAUGGUUGUGCCUCAGGUUCGAUAUGUCCUUGUUCCCAAGUUUGCACCCCAUUUGUUUGGUAAUAUUCCUGAGAAAAAGGAGCUGCAAUCCAACUUGUCUAACUCGCAAUUCAGACAAUUUAUUCCAUGCCACUGGAAGUUGUUUCAAUCACGGCUAGUUCAUCCAGAAAUCACACUCCUUCAAUUUCAUGGUAUUUGGCGAAAACAAUUUGAUCCUGGCAUCAACAAGAUGGAUGCUAGUGUUUCUAAACAGGAGUCUCCACACUCUUUUCCAUGUGCUUUUAUUAGAUAUUCAACACUUACUCUCCUUGGUUUAAUUUGGAAGCCUUUUGAUCCUGGUAUUUUGAGGCAACUGAAGUCCUUUAUCGUGAUGUGAACUCGAGGUCGAGUUCUUUACAAGAAGAGGAGACUGAUGUAGGAGCUUUUUAAGAUAAUUUUAGUAUUUUAGUAAUUUUAC